Messenger RNA from Capronia epimyces CBS 606.96, 594 nucleotides. RefSeq lists its product as uncharacterized. Gene Ontology annotation, cellular component: plasma membrane. Gene Ontology annotation, molecular function: calcium-activated cation channel activity. The transcript has a single exon. Bases 1 to 594 code for a protein of 197 amino acids. The record is from RefSeq and is a predicted model, not a curated record. NCBI's taxonomy places the organism in Eukaryota, Fungi, Ascomycota, Eurotiomycetes, Chaetothyriales, Herpotrichiellaceae.
AUGCUGGCUGAGUACGCCUCCUGGUUGUCGUGGUUGAACCGCAUCCCUCCGGCGGGCGUCAGCGUCCUGCAAGCAUUGCUGCCCACGGUCGCCGUGUCGGCACUCAUCAAACUCUUUCUGCGCGUGCUCCAGCUGCUCGUGACCCGAAGACGGCCCCGAACGGAAGGUGAGGCUCAGCUGAUCACCCAGCGGUACCAUUUCGCCUUCCUCUUCGUCCACACCGUCCUCGUCGUCUCCAUCCCCUCGGGGCUCACAGCCACCAUGUUCCAGAUCGUCGGAAACGUCAACAGCGUGGCCGCGGUGCUCGCCCGCAACUUCCCCAAGGCUAGCAACUACUUUCUGUCUUUCCUGGCCCUACCCUUCACCUCGACCGCCCUGACGCUCUCUCAGCCCGGGGCCUGGCUCACCCAGCCUCUCACCCUCGUGCAGUCGUGGACCCCGCGGCGGUUGCUCGACCACCAUCGGGCACGAGGGGUGGUCGACUGGGGCUUGGACGCCCCACAGCGUCCUCGCCUGUAUCGGUACGUACCCGGGCACCGGGCAUGGGAGCAAGCCCCCCCCCCCCCCCCCCCCCCUGGACCUGGUGGCGCGUGA